Molecule: messenger RNA, 855 nt
Organism: Calidris pugnax (ruff)
Lineage: Eukaryota; Metazoa; Chordata; Aves; Charadriiformes; Scolopacidae
Gene: CTRC
Product: chymotrypsin C (caldecrin)
Exons: 8
Coding region: 1-807 (268 amino acids)
Biological process (GO): proteolysis
Molecular function (GO): serine-type endopeptidase activity
Source: RefSeq, a predicted model, not a curated record
AUGCUGGGAGCCGUGUGUCUCGCUGUGCUGCUGGGCUAUGCCUACGGAUGCGGUCAGCCGGCCGUGCCACCACUCCUCGGCAACCGGGUGGUGGGCGGUGAAGAUGCCCGUGCCCACAGCUGGCCAUGGCAGAUCUCACUGCAGUACAGCCGCUACGGGGCUUGGCACCACACGUGCGGCGGGACCCUCAUUGCCUCCAACUGGGUGCUGACAGCCGCCCACUGCAUCAGCUCUAGCAUGACGUACCGUGUGGUGCUGGGCAAGCAGGUCCUGUCGGAGGAGGACGAGGCGGGCUCUCUGGCCGUGGAGGUGGACAAGAUCAUCGUCCAUGAGAACUGGAACUCCUUCUUCAUCAUCAACGACAUUGCCCUGAUCAAGCUGGCGCAGGAGGUGGAGCAGACCGACACCAUCCAGGCUGCCUGCCUGCCACCUGCCGGCCUGACCCUGGAGAACGACUACCCCUGCUACAUCACUGGCUGGGGACGCAUCCGGACAAAUGGACCCCUGGCUGACGUCCUGCAGCAAGCCCUGCUACCCGUGGUGGACUACGAGACCUGCUCGCAGCGGGACUGGUGGGGCAGCAAUGUGCGGCCCACCAUGGUCUGCGCCGGCGGUGACGGCGUUGUCUCCGGCUGCAACGGCGAUUCUGGUGGCCCCCUGAACUGCCAGCGCAACGGGCUCUGGGAGGUGGAUGGCAUCGUCAGCUUUGGCUCCGGGCUGGGCUGCAACACGGCCAAGAAGCCCACCGUCUUCACCCGGGUGUCUGCCUACAUCGACUGGAUCAACGAGAAAAUGAGUGCAAACUGAGGUGGCGGCACGUGGUGUGGAAAGUCUGGAGAGGGAUAAAGGCAAAAG